AUGGCGAAUAUUCACAAGCCAAACAUGGGAUCGGUCCUCAAAUCUCCCAUUGUUCUCUUCAAGAUCGGUCUCGAGCACGAAGAGUUUCGAGUGCAUGAAUGCAUUCUGCUCCCUCUCUCAUCACAAAUGCGUGAGAAUAUCACGGCAGGAGGCGAAGGUAACGUCGUAGAUAAGUUCCUCUGGGAGGACGUGGAACCUACGACUUUCGCAGACCUCGUCGAGUUUGCCUACGGGACCGACUACACGACCGAUAUUUUCCCCGAACACGCCAACGACGGCAACGAUGACGACAUUUACAAUCUAAAGGAGUGGAUUGACAGUUGGACAGGCAAAAAGGGCGCAAUCUACUAUCACGGUCUUCGUUUCGUCGAGGGCCGCCACGACACACCUGACGGUUACUCUCCUGGUGAUCAGGACGCUGAGCACAAGCCCAUCAACAAGACGAAAUGCUCGGUCACCAUCUUCCGCCACAUGAAGCUGUAUACCCUAGCCAAGCGGUGCGAAAUUCAGAGCCUCGAGGAAAUCUGUCUCCACAAGUUGCGCAACUGCCUCAUACGCCUGCCUUGGGAGUUCUAUGACGAAGACUUUAUCCUCAAGGCGACGCGGUACAUCUGGGCGAACACGCCAGAGGGAGAGCGCAGCUUGCUUCGCAGAAUUUGGAUCGAUUUCAUUCUUUGUGAUCUGGACUGCCUGAUCGAUGGCAGGCUCGAAGACCCGAUUCGAUGCAUCAAGAACUUCGGCUCCGAGCUCCUGCUCGCUGUGCCCCACGGAUACUGGCAAGAGCUGCAGAGCGUGCGAGAGCAGAGAGCUAAAAAGUAG
Molecule: messenger RNA, 819 nt
Organism: Verticillium alfalfae VaMs.102
Lineage: Eukaryota; Fungi; Ascomycota; Sordariomycetes; Glomerellales; Plectosphaerellaceae
Exons: 2
Coding region: 1-819 (272 amino acids)
Source: RefSeq, a predicted model, not a curated record